AUGGAUGGUUAUAUUUUAAUUGGCCCUUCACAACGUAGAUGCCAAGGAAAUAAAGAAUGGUCAGGUUCUCGACCUAUUUGUCGGCCUCUUUUAAAGUGUGGCCCUCCACCAGAAAUACCCUAUUCAAUUUACAAACUUUCUCCAACCUCCUCUAUUAAUGAAGAAAAUGAAUUGGAUUCGGAAGCUCAUUAUAGCUGUAUUUCUGGAUAUAGGGAUACAAGUCAAUCGAAAAAUAAAAUUAAAUGUUCAUUAAAUAAUAAAGGAAUUGCUUUUUGGGAAGAGCCAAAAAUUGUAUGCAAAGCCCAAGAAUGUCAAGAUCCUGGAAUUCCUCUAAAUGGAUUCCGGUCGGGUGAUAACCUUCAAUUUCCACAUACAAUCGAGUUUUCCUGUGCUCCCGGAUUUAAUUUAAUUGGAUCGGCACAGAGAAUGUGUACAAGUGUUGGGGAAUGGAGCGCUAUUGAAUGUCCCAGGCCUACCGAUCCUCUACAUGGUGCUGUCAUUGGUUCUUCUUUAAGUUUUCAAUCUGUAGUUACUUACUCUUGCAAUGAUGGUUAUAGACUUGUUCAAAGAAUUUGUUUAGCGGAGGGGGUAUGGGCCGGACAGAAUCCUUAUUGUGAAGAAAUCAAGUGCCCCCCAUUGCCAAUAAUUUGGAAUGGUUAUGUUGAGGGAGACGAUACUAGCUAUGGAUCUAUUGUUAUGAGCCAUAUUGGCGCUCCUUUUGCCAAAUGUGAAGAAAAUGGGAAAUGGAGUUCGAACGUUCCCAAAUCAAAUUGCAAGGUUCCAAAAAUUAGAAAUGGUCGAUUGGGUCAGUUCUCUGAUGGGGAAUUAAUUCCACAUGGAAAAAAGGUUAAAAUUGAGGGUUGGCACCAGUGCUGGGUAUUUGCCAUUUGUUGGCUCCGGGCUUUCAAAAUCUUGGCUCCGGCUCCGGGCUAUCACUCUCUCAUUAUCAUUUGCUUUUUAAACGGAGCAGGCGGAAAUUUUUCUCCGGAGCUAGCUAGCUUCCGGAGCACUGGUUGGCACGGUGACUGA
Molecule: messenger RNA, 1029 nt
Organism: Meloidogyne enterolobii
Lineage: Eukaryota; Metazoa; Nematoda; Chromadorea; Rhabditida; Meloidogynidae
Source: the annotation of a GenBank genome assembly